GGAGUGUAUUAACCGGAAUUAAAUCAACUAAACUAUUGUAUAGACCAAAGCGUGUUUUUAAUAUUUUUUGUUUCUUUGAUAUUCAUGUACAGUGUAUGUACUGUACUAUCUCGAAACAUAAAAGCCCAUGCUAUCUUGAUAAGAAGCCCAUGGGAUUCUUUUCGAGGCUACUUUUGCAAACUGAAAAGAGGGCUUUAAUUUGAGAGGGGCUUCUUCUCGAGAUUAAGCCCAUUGGGGUUUUAUUCGAGGUUUUACGGUAUCAUACAAAUCAUAUACAGUACCAGUUCAGUAUCAUAUAUCAGUACAGUAUCAGUAUAUUCCAGUACGGUACAGUAUCAGUAUCAUACAGUAUGCAUACAUAUCAUUAUUAUUAAUGUUUCAUGACAUGUUAUAAUUUGUAUCAUUCAACAAAGGGUUGAAGAUUAGUGCUUCGAAAUUCUUUAUAUUCUUAUUGAAUAUGUUGGUGACGACAAUGACAGGCUGUGCUUUGGUGUUUUGUGUUGGCUCGGGUGUUGAGAUAUUUGGUAUUGCCGUGCUUAUUGUCGCAAUGUGUCUUAUAUCUAUGGCGAUCUUCGCUGGACUUUUCGUCAAUAUAUCGUCACUGCCAUCUUGGCUACAGUGGUUGCAGUACCUGAGUUUAUUUCGAUAUAGUCUUAACACGUUGACAAUAAAUGAGUUGACAGGGCUCAUAUUUUGUGAUUCUGUUUCUAACAGCUCUUCACCAGAAAACUGUAUGACAGGCGAACAAUACAUGGACAAGCAAGGCAUUGACUACAGCACUUGGGGUCUAUGGCAGAAUCAGAUGGCUCUUGGUAUCAUGGCUCUCAGCCUGAUGACGUUAGCGUACAUUCAACUACGUAUAGUUCCAAGAUACAAAUAACCAAUGGUGUAACUACAGAAAAUUAUGUUUCGGAUUUGUAUUAUAUAUGUAAUUCAUUACUAACACUGGCUCCUAAAAUAGCUAUAGGCCUACAGUACAUCUAUGGCAUAUCAUGUAUGUUCUUUCAAAUAAGCGCUUUUUAAUAUAGUCAGAUGUAUGUAAUUUAAAUGAACAAACACGAAAGAUAUUGACCACUCAAAAAGAAAAAAAUAGAAGGCAAUGGUGGCGACAUAAAGUGGGAAAACGAAGUUCCUGGCCGGUGGUGGAAGGGUGUUCCCGACGGGAAAGUAUAUUGUCGGGACCACGCCGGCCGACUUAUAUACGCCGGUAGACUUAUAAUAUAUCGUGCGUUUUUGACGAACGUGAAGUCACAGCUUAUUGAUUUAUAACUUUAUUUAUUCUCCAAUUUGCAAAAUUGACAGCAUUAUAUAAAUAAACAAAACAUAUAAACACACAGUA
Messenger RNA from Anneissia japonica, 1339 nucleotides. Its product is annotated as broad substrate specificity ATP-binding cassette transporter ABCG2-like. The transcript is spliced from 4 exons. Gene Ontology annotation, cellular component: membrane. The coding region runs from base 458 to 880 and encodes 140 amino acids. The record is from RefSeq and is a predicted model, not a curated record. Lineage: Eukaryota; Metazoa; Echinodermata; Crinoidea; Comatulida; Comatulidae. Gene Ontology annotation, molecular function: ABC-type transporter activity.